AUGCAAGAUGAUGAGAAUCUAGGUCGAUGGCUGCAGGCAUAUGACGAGCUUCGUGCUCGAGCAGUGGAGCACCCGAGCCUGCUGGUGGAGUCAUUGCCAGACUUGCACAUGGCUCCCCCUUCCCAGCAUGAUGGCAGCCAGCGCAACACUGCUCGCAGCCAGAGCCAGUGCUUAGCGAGCUACCAGGCUGUUAUUGCUGCCUGGACUCCAAACCUGGGAUUUGGCUUGAACCUUGGCGUGCCAGGCUGCGUGCUCGAGGAGGACGAAGAAGACACGCCCAAGUCCAUGGACGCAUUCAUAGAGGACUUGCGCCAACGUGUGGAUGAUGCUUUUGGCUGGAGUGGGAAGUGUCUCCCAAAGCAGGCAUACGUGAAGCGAGCAGCCGCUCAGGCCACAAUGCUUUUGCUGGAUGCUUCCUCCGACGACGCCAAGAACGAGCUCCUGCUAACCAAGGUCUUCGCUCUGCUGCUUGGUGAGCGGUACCGGUCCCACGGUGGGGUGCUUUUCCAGUAUAGUCAGGGAGCAUGGAGCCCCGCUGCCGGCAGCAUUUCUGCAAUGGACUUGGAAUAUAUCCUCUACGCGCUGCGGCGGGCGCAAGCCUACUUUGGCUUGCGCAGCCGUUACAAGCCUUCGAGAGACUUCUCCGACGUUUGCUUCGAAGUGCGUGUCUUGCAAGCGCUGCCCGAGGAUGCCCUCUUAGAGUGGCAGCUCAAUGACAUUGUCGGCAAAAGGGCCGCAGAAAAGUCCAGGCAGCGGUACGUGGGGUCCAGCGACCUUUGCCGAGAGAUGCGAAAGAUCUUCUCAGAGCAUAACAAGGCCGUGGUCAAGAACUUCAGCCGCUGGGCAGACUCUGACUUGAUGAAAGCGUGCUGGGGCUCUGGCUUUGGUCAUCCGUCCAGCACGCUCCAAGUGGAUCGAGAAUUUCAGCAGCAAGGGCUUCACUUCUUGCACUGCGUCAUGCUCACCUUCGAUGAAUGCCGCCGUGACCACGGGCUAGCUGAAGAUGUGCUGAAGGUCUUCGUGGGCGGAGGGAAAAUGCCGCUGCGGAAGAAUCACGAGGCCGACACCAAGUAUGCAUCCUGGGAAUUCUGCGGCAAGAACUGGUGUAUGAACGUCGGGGACGUGCCCGCGGUGCCUACCGCAGAGGAGCGCAGCCAUGCUCGGCGGAUCCGUUGUUGCUUUAUGCGCAGCUCCUUCAGCAACCAGCCAGAGGAAAUAGAUGUGCAGCGGAAAGUCUUUUUGGCAGACCCAGAAGCCAAGCAGUUCUGCGCUUCGAACCAUGCGGUCUGGUCCUUCUACCACGACUGGCUGUUUCCUUUCAUGCAAAAGCAUCCGCCCAGCGAGUGGGGUCAAAUGCUGGAGUUCUGCCCUGAAGGAAGCCAAGCUGCCAAGGACACCAAGUGGCUGCUCCAACGCAUGGCUCGAGCCACGACAGCUGCUUCCCCAGAUGAGUUGCGCGACAAUGCCCCGCAACCAAUUGGCGGGGCACCUGCGGAGUCCUUUGGGCAGGCCGGGGCUGUAGGACAAGCGCAGCGACUUGUCCUCGAGACACACGCAGCUAUUUCCGUUGAGUUUUUCACGCCCCACCUCAUCAACCGCACGGCAGUGCCGAGCAAUCCCGGGACAGCUUCGCUCAAGAGCAAGGGUGGCAAGAAAAGCAGGACAGACUACUUGGUGGACGCCAUCAAAGAGUUUCCACACCUGCUGCGGCAAGUUGAGAGUUCGCGCCGAGGAGGUGAAGCCAUCCUCAGAUUUCAGCGGCGGCCUUUGGUGGUGGAUCGGGUGGACGACGCUCUUCGCCGCAGCUGCGAGUCCCCGGAAGAUGUCUUCGGAAGUUGGUCGGACUGGAAAUGGCCUGAGACUCAGCCUGCGGAGCCCUCGUGGGAUGAGUUGUGCGACGGGCAGGAGCCUGAGCGCUUUGAGAAUGGAUCUGCGUGGGAGUGCCGCUGCUUUUUGCACCUCGCAAGGCUGCGCGAGUAUGCGCGCAGAGGGGACGAUCGGCGACAGGACCAGCUCUUGAAUUUCCUGGAAGCAGUGGAGCGAGCUGGUGCGAUCGAAGGAGAUCACGCCACAUUUGCGCAGAAGGGGCGGCAGAAAGUGGUGGCUGGCAAGCCUCUGGGACGCUUCUUCUUCCCCCACGCGAGCCUGCCAAGCCUGACCCGCGAAGCUCGCGCUGCUUGCAGCCCAGAUGGCACGGUGGAGUUCGACCAGCCCAACGCCAUUGUCCACUUCAUAGUCGAGAUUGCCAACGAAGUUGGGAAGCUUGUUCCAUGCAUGACCCGGUACAAGGUGCACAAGCAAGCGUGGCGAGCAGCUGUGGCGCGGUACUACGGCGUAGACGACCAGUCAGCCAAGACCUUGCUACUGAAAGCCUGCUUUGGCUUUGCGUUUCCACCGUCUGAGCAAGCUGACCUCGGCACCAUGCCUUUGCUGCAUGGUUUGGCGUACGAGUCAGCUCUCGUGCGCCAAGCAGUGUGUGAGGUGAACACAGACGUGCUACAGGCCAUGCAGGCAAGCGGCAGGCCGCGUCCGGAGACAUCAGCAUUUGCGUUCCUUUUGUUUGACAGGGAGCGGCUUGCAAUGGAGCACUUCGUCGCCAAGCUCACUGAGAUUGGCUGGCUCCUCGUUGCGCCAGUUUACGACGCUGUCCUCGCAUGCCCAGCUGAAGGCACAUUGCCUGGUGUGCAAGAUGCCUUGCUGCAAGAGUUUGCAGAUGAUACCGGGAUUUACAUGCAAGUGAAGCCAGUGCGCCAGCAAGAGCACCAGCAUGGUGCUUGGGCGUCUCUUGGCGCAAGACUGGCUGACAUGCUGCAGAGCGGUCCGCCGGUGUUGGAGGAGGGAGGAAUUGAAGUCGUGCCAGGGCGCAACAUGUGCUUGCCCUCUGCGUUAGUCAACUUGUUCCCUGGCUCCAUCACAGCAGGCUUGUUCCAAGAUUGCUCAGGGCCCCUCACGUACCAGCAGUGCGUAGAAGUAUGCCCGAGCCUCACUCUGGAACCCGUGAGCAUUGAUCAAGUCCGUGCCCUGGGCGUCGGCAAGUUCCUUGCGCACGAGCCGGCGGCUGGCGGCGAAGCUCACGCUUACGGCAUCCUCUUGGUGCACAACACUGCCACCAUUUUUAACAGCAACCGCCCGCGUGCGAUCAGUGUGCCUCAUUCACUUUUGUGGACCUUGCUCGAUGAAACGCAAGGCCUUCAAUUGUUCAAGGCUGACAUGAACUUGCUGGAGCACAAGGCCAAGAGGCGCAGGCUUGCGCGGCAACCUGCGUCUCUCCAACAGCAAGCAGGCAUGGACGCGGAGCUGGCGGAGGACGCAGACCAGCGUGUCAUGGACCACGUGGCGGCCAGCAUGGACCUGGAAGUUCGACAGUUCAGGCAAGAAGUUCCGACCUUGCAGGGCGGACCGUUUGCCUGCAAGCUGUGUCCUUUCCGAAGCUUUGCUCGCAAGGACAGAUUGCUUGCGCAUGUGAUCAAGUACCAUGCGAAGGGAAAGCUCUUCAUUGCCAACAGCCGGUCUCAAGCGCAGUGGAACUUGGCGCUGGCUUUGCACGAGCAAGACCAGGCCUUGUCCUUCCUCCGGCCGCCUAUGUAUUCUGGAAGCCUGCUGCAAGCUUCUGCAAGCAUCAUUCGAGACUGGCUCAACCCAGACCCUGCCACGCGGCGCGUCUUGGAGUCGAACAAUGACAUUGACAUGGUCAUGGUCCUUACAGCCACCGGGCCCAAGUGCCUUCUCAAGACUCACACGGUCAACUGUGCACGGCUGCACAAGAAGGUCUACUAUGACCACACCUUGGCGAACCUGCUCCUGAGCCUUGCGCUGAAACAUGUGGGGAAGAUCCAGACCAUCUAUCAGGAGCUUGCGACGCACUUCGUCUCCCAAGGCUGCCCCUGUGCUUUGAUGGGCCUUCGCAACAGAAGCACAAGGGGGAGAUUGCUGGAAGACAUCUUAAGCAAACAGCCAGUUCAAGAGCUGCAUGCUGAGCUGCUCGCACAGGCCACGCGGAAGGGUGAGUGGGAGGUCAUCAGCCACGACGCAACCUUCAAGACCUUGUUUGCUAUCAUUGGCCAGGACAAGAUGGCGCAGCGAGAGGGUGAACUCCACGCACUGCACACCAUUGUGGGCAAGACCGGCGCGGUGCCAGGCAUGAGCAUGCAAGCCACCGAAGGCAGGGCUUGUUUCAAGCGCGCCUGUCUGGCAAUAUUGCCCGAUGCUGCUCGGGCCUCCACGAAAUGGAUUUAUUCGGACUGCCCGGACUCUGUAGAAGGCGCCACCGAUGUGUUUCCAUUCUUGCAGGGUGUCGCUGAGGAUGCUUUGCACUUGGUGCUACGCUUAGAGGCCUGCUUUGGCGAAAAAAGGACGGCCAUGUCCUCCGAAGUUUUGCUUCUUCAGCGCAAGUUUGCGAGGCCAAUGCCCGCGCCAGUUUACCAUGGAGAAGCUGCUCCCUGCGGAGAGGAAGGAAGGUGGAGCGCCAGGAAGGAGGCCCUUGCGAAGCCCGAGCGGGACUUGCGAGCCUACUCCAACACACCAUACAACAGCCACCAGGAAUACGUGGACGACCUCCUGGACAUAACGCUGAAGUUUCCUGCGGACAUGUCCCGCAAAGAUUGCAAAGGCAGGUCUGCCAAACAGAUCCUGAUGUCGGGGGCAGCCUACAGGCACUUCGCGUACCUCCGCAAUGGGAACCACAUCGCCAGCCAGUUCUCAGCAGCAGAGACGCAGCUCAGUGCUUGGGGCACCACUGGGAACGAAGCCUUGCAUUUCCAGAUCAACAAUGCCCGCCGAACAGUAUUGCAGCAGCACCACGAAGCCAUCCCGCCAAUGCUCUUCAGCUUUGCGCUGCAGAAGAUGAUGGCCCACAACUCUGCUGCCUAUGCGCCGACCCUUGCCCAGAGGAGCCAGGCAGAAUUGCUUAGUCUCCUUCGCGGACACCUUUCGGCUUGCUUCUUUUCCAGUUUUGGCGACCGGGCAAUUCCGCCCCUGACCAACCGGGACAAAGCGAGACGGCCUGCGCGCGCCCUGGACCAAGCCAAGACUCAGCGUGCCAAAGCCGUGGCGGCAUCUCAACGCCGGAGGUGGGGCCAGCACGCUGCCAAGCUUGAGCGAAGGCGUGCCAAGAGAUCUGUGCCUGGGCCACCGCGCAUCAAACGCACAGUGUUCACGAAGAGGAAGCAGCCCCGACUGCAUCGGACAAAAGGGCAAUGA
Molecule: messenger RNA, 5199 nt
Organism: Effrenium voratum
Lineage: Eukaryota; Dinophyceae; Suessiales; Symbiodiniaceae
Source: the annotation of a GenBank genome assembly